Messenger RNA from Cyclocybe aegerita, 627 nucleotides. The record is from the annotation of a GenBank genome assembly. Lineage: Eukaryota; Fungi; Basidiomycota; Agaricomycetes; Agaricales; Hemipholiotaceae.
AUGCUCCGGGACAAGGAAAUCGCAGGGAUGUGGGAUGUGUAUGUUGUUUUCAUCUCGAACGCAAAUCAGUCGGUCGCGUUGUGGUCACAGAAGGCCGCUCGUGCGAGAGGAAAUGCAGUUAUCUGGGACUAUCAUGUCAUUCUUCUACUUCGUCCUCGACAACAGGACGAUGGAAGCCUCGCCUCACGGCCAGGUAAACUACGGAGUUGGGUGUAUGAUUUUGACACCACUCUGCCAAUUCCGUGUCCAUGGGAAGACUACUUGGAUUCGACCUUCUUUCGAGGUAUCACACCCGAAUACGAGAGCCAAUUUCGUGUAGUACCUGGGCCACCGUUUCUCGAGAAUUUCGCGAGUGAUAGGUCUCACAUGGUUGUGCACCCAGAAGGUAAUAUCCAAGCCAAAGAUUCCGAAACAGCUGAAGGGGUAAUGGAGGAGCCCAUAUACUACCAUCCUCCGCCAGAUUAUCCCGCCAUUUGUGGGGCUGGGGCACUGAAGAGCGGAAUGAAGAACAAUCUGAUGUCGCAUUUCGUGUCAAUGAGCGUAAAGUCGGACGAAGCUGCGUGUAACACAAGUUGGGGAAAAGUGUUGGACAGGAAUGGGGUGAACACAUUUUUUGAAAAUGAAUAG